This is a messenger RNA of Alternaria ethzedia, 894 nucleotides long. RefSeq lists its product as uncharacterized. The coding region runs from base 1 to 894 and encodes 297 amino acids. The record is from RefSeq and is a predicted model, not a curated record. The transcript has 2 exons. NCBI's taxonomy places the organism in Eukaryota, Fungi, Ascomycota, Dothideomycetes, Pleosporales, Pleosporaceae.
AUGACCGAAGUCGUCCCAGUGCAAGACCCAGCCCAGGAGGAGCGCAGCAGAGUAGAGCAAGUUGUCGCGACCAAGGCAUAUGUGAAGGAUCCUGAGCUACUACCAUGGUACACGAAGCAACUUGAAGAGCCUAGUCCGGAAACGAGAGAUCUGUUCGAAAGUUACAGCAGGGUGCCAGCAGCGGACAUCAUCACGCACAUCAAACGUGUGAGAGAUGAAGCAUUCUCGGUCUUCCCGUAUCCUUGCUUGGGAAAUUGGGGGUUCUUGAACUUUUCCAUCGAGAAGAACCCGGCCUACCAGGAAGUCCUCAGUCGCAUCAAGGACGGGGAGCAGUUCCUCGACCUUGGAUGUUGUAUGGGCCAGGACAUCCGCAAGCUGGUCCACAACGGCGCGCCCUCCGAGAACACGUACGCGUCCGAUGUCAAAACAGACUUCUGGGGCUUUGGCUAUGAUCUGUUUCUCGACAAGUCGACUCUGCAGACACAGUUCAUGGAAGCCGACAUUUUCGACGCCAACUCGGAGCUGAAACAGGUAGACGGCAAGAUCGACAUGGUCAAUGCCGCCUCGUUCUUCCACCUGUUCGAUUGGGACGGUCAGGUCAAAGCAGCUAAGCGCGUGGUCCAACUGUUGAGGCCAGUGGCUGGAAGUCUCAUCGUUGGACGCCAAGGUGGCAAGCCCGAAGCCGGCAGCUUCUCACACCUCAUGAAAGAGCAGACUGCUUUUUGGCACAAUCCAGAGUCCUGGGCGAGCAUGUGGAAGCAGGUCGGGGAGAAAACUGGAACGGAAUGGAAGGCUGAAGCUGUGCUUGGUGAAGAAGAUCUAUCGAAGAGGAUGAAGACGACGCUUGUGCCUGCCGGUACAAGGUUCAUGACCUUUACUGUACGUCGGGUGUAG